Molecule: messenger RNA, 4597 nt
Organism: Psammomys obesus (fat sand rat)
Lineage: Eukaryota; Metazoa; Chordata; Mammalia; Rodentia; Muridae
Product: KIAA1614 ortholog
Exons: 10
Biological process (GO): establishment or maintenance of cell polarity; regulation of cellular localization; centrosome cycle
Cellular component (GO): cell cortex; apical plasma membrane; nucleus
Molecular function (GO): protein kinase C binding
Source: RefSeq, a predicted model, not a curated record
GAUGGAGGGGAUGGAGGCGGCGGCCAAGCCUGCGCGCCGCUCUCAAGCAUCCAGUACAGGGAGCAGAGCCACAAGGCUCGUGCAGGUGACUGCAGCUAUGGCUAGACAUGGUCCUGAGCAGCCAGACAACGGGCCCCUCCUGAGACCCACACUCUGCCCCCAGGAAGACCGAACGCCUAACCUGAUGGCCCCCAAGCCUCCCAGGACAUGGGGGCUGCAGCUCCGAGGCCCUUCUGUGCUAGAGUCCAAGGUGAAGGCCUUGAAGGAGAAAAUGACAGCACGUAAACAAGGAGAAGGUCCCUGUACCAUUUCCUAUGAGUGUCCGCCCCCUACGAAAUCCACAUGCCACCAAGUCAAGCCUGGAGCAGUCCGGAGCCUGCCAGAGGGCUGUCCUCUACCCCAUGUCCCAGUCCACCAUGCUCCGAACCCUAUUGAUGGGCAGCUGGCCAGCCAGGUUAACAAGAAACCUUCCAGGAAUGGUGGAUCCACACCAUCUACCCCUGAGAGAUGGAAUAAGCAAAGCCUAUGGUCUCCAGAAGCAGGGCGGAUGCUGGCUGAUCAGGAGGAGGACCCAGGGUCUUGCUCUUUACAAGAGAACUUCAACUACCAGGUCUGUGCAGGCCAGCCACUGGGGCCUGGUCCCUGUGACAGCACCCACUUGAGCAGCCUGAGGAAGAGAAGGCCGCACCCACUUGGAGAUGGUAUGAUCACAGAGGGAGAUCUGGACAGCACAGCCCUAACCUCCAAGGAGGUCUUAGUCCCCAGAACAGACCUGCCAGAGACACCCUGGAGAGCUGAUGGCCUAGAGGCUCUGGGCACUGUGGCAAAUGCUUUGUCCUUGUCUGACCGCGUGGAGAGGAACCGCCUCCUGCUACAGGAGAUGCUGAAGAUUUCCAGACAGAGUCCUUCCAGGGCAGGAAACCCAGACUGGACUCCAUCCUGGGGCAGGGCUGCAAAAGAGCGACCAGCGGGAGACGAGGACUGGGACUCGGGCAGCCCCCUGCAGGACUCAGGUCAGAGCAGGACCUUUGUUCCCAAGCUGGAGCCUGUGCUGAGUGCCGGGCAUGAGGAAGCCAAGCAUCUGCUACAGCGUGUUCGCAUGAAGGCCAGGACCAAACCGCUCCGAGCCAGCCACGAUAUUGUGCCCACCAUUGCUCAGGGCAGCCGAAACGGCCAGAGAAGCCCAGCCCUGGAUGUGAAGACCCCGUCUGCCUAUGGAGAGAGCCUCCAGAACGGGAACAUAGAUGACCCCUCAGGUUUAGCGUCUGUAUCUGGGCAGUGGCCCAAGCAGGGAACGCCCCUGUCUCACGUCCGAUUUGAAGAUGAGUCUGCCCACGAGGCCGAGUCCCGGUACCUGGAGCGCCUUCAGCAGCGCCAGCGUCGGGCGUUAAGCGCAGUGCUACAUGCUAUGGACCAAGGGCCGCUGCGCUCCAAGCCGGACCUCACCAACUACAUUAACCGCAGCGUGGGGAACAGCUCGUUCCACGGGCCCGUGGGCUCGCCAGACCACAGUAACUUCUCUGCAACACUGCCUACAUGGGACAGGGAGAGGACGUGUCCAGCCUGUGGCAGCUGUCUCGAGGAGCGUUGCCCUGCUGAGGGGAGGGCAGCCCCUCACCUGAGGGUCCUCCGGGGUCUUCAGGCUGCCUGUGAGGCAGGGGCAGUACUGCUGGGGUCCUGUAAUUCCGAUGGCUUGAGCUCCCCCUUCCCAGGGCUCCACACAGAAUGGAUCCGGGAAACACACAUCACAGACACUGUCGCCACAGACCCUGAGGAGGGGAACUCUUCCCUGGACAGCACCAGCAGUUCAGACAGCUGGACAGACAGUAAGGCUGGCAGGACCUCUCGGUCCAGCAGGGCAGGUGAGCAGACCCAGGUCAGCAGCCCCCAGCAGUGGCAGCAUGGCUCUAGGCCUCAGGGAGAUUGCAGGCGGUCCGGAAAGGCUGAGACUGAGCUGCCCCGUGGCCUUCAGGCCUGGCCUCACCUGCCUGAGGCUGACGAUAUGAUCGUAGGAGGAGAGGCAAAAGGAGCCAGAGGACACAUAACCCAGGGAACUUUGUUUCUAAAGGAAGGUGCUGUGCCUAAACCUGCCUUGGAACCUAAGAGGCCUUGGUCCCAGGGGCAGCUUGGAUCACAGUUAGGAAGUCACUGGGCCCGCCCUGAGGACUGCGGGAAUCCACGCAGGACAGCCUCUGCUGUGCCAUUUUCCAAGAAGCUCCGGUCCCCAGGACCAGGCCAACCAGACCAAGUUACCAAAAGCCCUGAAUCUCUGGGAACUGUCCACACCUCUUCUCCCCAGCAGAGCCCUGAAGAGCCCGCUGCACUCCUCCCAGCCCUACAGCCAACUCUGCCCCUCUCGCUUGAAGUGCCAACCCCGCCUUCUUCAAGGAAAUCCCUCUGCCCUCUACCCCUGGGGAAGGCAGCCUCGAGUGGACACCACAGGCUGGGGCACCAGCUGGAGCAUACGGAUAUCCCCCGGCCGCCGUCCCCUCCAGGAACUGCGGUUCUCACCCCACCUCAGCCCUGUAGCCCACCAGUCAAGCAUCUACUGCCGGACCUGUCCAACAACUACAACAGCAGUGGCCCUCUGGGGCUGCAGGAGCCCUGGGGAGCUGCUGUCCGCAAGAGUAGAGCUGACCGGUGUUGUCAGGAGAGUGAUGGAGAUGGAACACUCCAGGACUCACUCCAGUCUGCAGAUGUCGCCACGGUCAAUUCUACAGCCAUCACCCUCUCCCUCAGCUCAGAGGAGCCUGAGUGCAGCCAGGAGCUGGGAGGAGGUCCACAGGGGACAGAAUCCUGCUCUGGAGGCCACAUGCCCCCUAGGGCAUCACCUGAGGCCAGUGCAGGGCACAAGCCACCCUCAGCUUCCCGUUCUGAUGGGAACAAGAAAAGGAGGAGUAGUAUCGUCUCCACCUUGGGGCUCAAAAAGCUCUUCUCAGCCCUGGGCCACGCCCCCCAGCCCAGACUUGGCACAUCCCGAAGCUGCAGUGUGGAACAGCUGCAGCCCUCAACACUGGCUCCACACACCAGUACCCCCAAAGUGAAGAGAGCCCCAUCGUUACAGAUCCUGCACACGGUGACGCCCUCCCAUCAGCAUCGGAAAGCAACUUCCUUUCAGAACCUCCAUUCUCUGUUAGGUGGCAAGGGAGACCGGUCCAGCCUCUACCUGGUGGAGGGGUCAGGGGACCCCCGUGCACCCAGCAGGUAAGUGAGACACAGUGCUCUCAGCGUGGAAGAUGUGGGCGGCCCCAGCCUCGCUCGCAGUGUGGGCCGUGUGGUGGCGGUGUUCCCAGAUGGCACAAGUCAGCUGCAGCUGCAGCGGCCCCCAGACGGCAGCUUCGGUUUCCGUCUGGACUACGGCAGUGGCCGUCGAGACUCAGGGCUCUAUGUGCAGGCCAUGGCUGACCUGGAUACUGCCAAGCUGUACUCGGGGCUACUUGGGGUAGGGGAUGAGAUCCUGGAGGUGAAUGGGGCCAAGGUUGCUGGGCUGGGCUUGGCUCACAUCAAGGAGCUCCUGGCUCAUGUGGAGAGCUUGUCAAUUCGUGUCUUGAAAAAGAGGCCUGUCCCCCAGUGACCCAGAAGUACUGCUGCUCUCACCGACGCUCCCUCAGUAGCCCUGACCCCCAACACACAGCGGGAGGGGCUGGAAAUUGCCACUCAGAUAAUGUGUUUCACAGCCCAGGGUGGCAUCUAGUUGUCCGAGCUGUGGCAGAAGCCGUUCUGACCGGCCACCUGCAGGAAGAGGCAAAGAGCCUGUGUGUGCAUUCAGUUAGGCUCGCUAAUGGAUGCAGAGCUGGAGAAAGAGAAUACCACUUUCUUCCGUCACAGACGUGACCAUGUCCCUUUGCUGGAAGGAGGGGAGAGCAACUGACUAUGUCCCUGGGUUGGUCCCUGAGCGCUGGCUUCACCUCUUGGCCACACUCACUGGGAAGGCUCCCCAGCCCCCAGCAUACCAGAGAGAAUGUGGCCACAUUGGCCUUGUGCCCCGUCUGUUUGAGCUGUGGCUUGCCUGGAUUCCAUGUGACACUUGGCUCCUGAUCUAGAAGUCUCGGCACAGCCUGACAGCCAGGAGCACACAUUCCUAACCAAGCACUGGGAAGUAUGGCCUGUCAGGAGCUCUGUGCCCCUUCUGGGUAUGCAAACUUCUGAGAGUUUCUGGGAGCCAGAAUGUUAAGAAUUACUUUCUAAAAAUGUCUGCCCCCAGCCGAGUUGAAGAAUGAAACUAUUGCCAUUUGCAGCAAGUGUGGCCAUGGUACGAAAGAUGUGGGAGGCCAGGCCAGCCAGCCCCUUGCCUCCGCCUCUGCCUAGACCUCGGUUGUCGCAGCCUGGCCUGGGCGGGCCUUGGUCUUUGUUCUCUUGUCCAGCUUAGAGACAGGGCUGCAGCUGGUGUCUAGCUGUCUCCCAGCUGCAGGGUUUCUAUGCAGACCUCCCUGGUGGCGGCUGUGGGUGGGCAGCAGGCAGGGAGGCUGUUAGCUGGGGUGGCCUUCCCACCUAGACACAGCCUGCUGAGCCGAGGUCCUGCCCAAGGGUCCAGGGCUCUGGAGAUGCCCGGACAGGUGUCAGCCUUAAAUUAUUAAAACACAGAGCCAAAGCUGCU